AUGGCGAGUGACCCCUUAAAACGCAAUCAGAAUCUGUAUUGCACGUACCACCAGGAGCCAGGUCACACCACCGAUGAUUGCAGGAAUCUAAAAAACUAUUUGGAUCGUCUUGUCCGAGAAGGGAAGUUGAGGCAUUUGUUGCACCGCCCUGAAGGAUGGCAGGAACAGUCAAAUGUUGAAACCAGACAAGGCACAUUGAGGCCACCCAUUGGCACAAUAAAUGUCAUUCUUGCCGCACCUGGGAGAACCGGUUCCAGCCCUUUCAGAGUAAUGUCAGUGGGCAGGUUCCCGACGAAGCCAGAUGAAAGGGAAUCCAAGAGAGCCAGAGUGAGUGCCAUGCCAUUAAUUGGGUUCACGGUGGAGGACAAGCAAGGAACUAUUCAACCCCAUGAAGAUGCCCUAGUCGUGACGCUCAGAAUAGGAGGUUAUGAUGUGAAAAGGGUGUUAGUUAACCAAGGCAGCGCCGUGGAAGUAAUAUACCCGGAUUUGUAUAAGGGUCUGAACUUGAAGCAGGAAGACCUGUCGCCAUACGAUUCACCCCUGGUCAGUUUUGAAGGAAAAAUCGUCAUCCCGAAAGGCAUGAUUAGGCUGCCUGUGCAAACAGACUCAGAUGUAGUAGAAGUGAACUUCAUUGUCGUGGAUGCAUACUCCCCCUACACAGCUAUUGUGGCCCGCUCAUGGUUUCAUGCACUAGGGGCUGUGUCGUCAACCUUGCACCAAAAGGUGAAGUAUCCGUCAGGAGGUCAACUCAAAGAAAUAAUAGGGAACCAAGGAAUGGCCAAACAAUGCAUGGUGUCGGCAAUAUCACGACGACCAAAUAGCGAACCUUCCACUUCUGUUGAGAAUGGCUUAUAG
Molecule: messenger RNA, 855 nt
Organism: Quercus lobata
Lineage: Eukaryota; Viridiplantae; Streptophyta; Magnoliopsida; Fagales; Fagaceae
Exons: 1
Coding region: 1-855 (284 amino acids)
Source: RefSeq, a predicted model, not a curated record